AUGCCGGUGCUCGAGGUGGCCUGCAGCCUAAUUGGCUGGUUGUGUCUCUACCUGUUGUUCUGCUGCACCUUCGCUCAGAGGGGGCCCGAGUGGAACUGCCGCCUGGUCACAUUGUCCCACGGCAUCCUCAUAGUGCUGCUGACGGCGUACGUGGUGUUUGUGGACGGACCCUGGCCCUUCACUCAUGCAGGUACCAAAAAUACUGAGAUGCAGACCUUCGCCCUAGCUGUCUGCCUCGGCUACUUCUUCUUCGACAUCAGCUGGUGUGUUUGCUACCGCACCGAGGGCCCCGUCAUGAUGGCGCACCACGCUGCCAGCAUCACAGGCAUCCUGCUAGCGCUGUUCAUGGGAGAGUCGGGCUGCGAAACCUGUGGGGUGAUCUUCGGCAGCGAGCUCACCAACCCCCUGCUGCAGACCCGCUGGUUCCUGCGGCAGCUCGGCCUGUACGACAGCCUGCUGGGUGAUGCCGUAGACCUGCUUUUCAUUGUACUGUUCGCCACCGUGCGAGUGGGAGUCGGCACGGUGAUGUUUUACUGCGAGCUCACCUCUCCCAGGACCUCGCUGAUAAUGAAACUUGGCGGCGUGGCGAUGUACGGACUAGCGUGGGUGUUCAUGGUGGACAUAGCCAGAUUUGGCUACAAGAAGAGCAGGGCCAAGUAUAGGAAGUGGAAGGAGAACCACAAGCUCCAAGAAAACAACACACAGAAAGUGGAUGGGCACUCAGACAAGAGUGACUGA
Stegastes partitus (bicolor damselfish) is the source of this 738-nucleotide messenger RNA. Its product is annotated as transmembrane protein 136-like. Gene Ontology annotation, cellular component: membrane. The transcript is spliced from 2 exons. The coding region runs from base 1 to 738 and encodes 245 amino acids. NCBI's taxonomy places the organism in Eukaryota, Metazoa, Chordata, Actinopteri, Pomacentridae. The record is from RefSeq and is a predicted model, not a curated record.